AUGUGGAAGACACGUAACCGAUACAAUUGGUCGUGGUCUAUACGUAUUGUCGUUGUUGUAGCCGCCGCAGCCGUAACGCUCGCGAUGUCCGCCGCCGAACCACGCGAAUCCGCCGUCUCCUCGUCCUCUUCCCUGCGUUCUACUUCCUCUUUGUCGUCACCACCGUCGUCGUCGUUAUCCUCCUCCUCCUCCUCCUCGUCCUUAUCUUCGGCCGCCGCUACCAGUGCGGUAACCAUCGUCACGUCACAACUGGAAAGAGCACCGUUCGGCCGCGACGGCACCGAACAACAGACCAACACUCCAGGUACAUCAGGUGGCAGACGACAACAUUGCCCAUGGUGCAAACGAGCGUCCGGCGCGCUCCCGUCGCCACCGUCCUCGUCGUCCUCGUCUUCGUCGUCGUCAUCGUCUUCGUCGUCGGCAUCGUCAUCUUCGUCGUCGUCGGCGACUUCCGGUGUCAACCGGCACCACCAUCGGCGGAAGCACCGUCCGCGGGGCCGGCGGCAUUACGACAGCGCCGCCAGGUCCAGCCUGGACAAACAGCGGAUAGAGGCGAUCAAAGAACAGAUACUGUCCAAGCUGGGCAUGACCGCAAAACCGAACAUCACUAAGGCGCGGUCGACGAGGUUCCUGGUGGAAGCGCUGGCCGUCGAACCGCUGUCCGGACUGACAGCCGCCGACCCGGACGCCGCCGCCGCGGCCGGUAACACACUGCCACCGAGUACACGGUUACCGACCACCAGAGACGCGGAUUCGGAGCCCGACGAUUUUUACGGCCGCACCAGAGAGAUCAUCGGAUUUGCAGAGCCAGGAUCUACGUUAAACGGACAAACGUUAUUAGAAUUCCCGUGGUCACAGGAUAUGGGAAGCACUGAUUCCGUUAAAGUCAAGUCUGCGAAGCUGUGGUUUAGGUUAGAAUACAGGCCGGACGUUCCCCCGGCCGCGCGUAGGACCCACCAUAGUCACAAUGUAACUCUAUGGCUGUUCAAAAUAAACUUUCGCACGAACCCAAUGCGGAAUACCACGUUCCUAAGUGGUAAGGAAUUCGACGAGCACGCCACGCUGGCGUCGUCGCUGUCGCUGUCGCUGAACAACCUGGGCUGGAUAUCGGUGGACGUGACGAACACGGUGCGCGAGUGGUACGGGUCUAGCGGCAAACACAGAUUGCGGUUCCACAUCGACUGUUCCGGGUGCGGCGGGCUGGUGUCGCCGGUGCUGUUCCACGACACCAGGCAGGCCAACGAGUGGGAGAACCCGUUCCUGAUGGUGUACACGGACCCGACGGUGGCGAGGCGCGUGCGCCGCCGGGCGCUGGACUGUUCGCUGGCGGUGCGCGGCCAGUGCUGCAAACAGCGGUUCUACAUCAAGUUCCAGGACAUCGGCUGGGACUCGUGGAUAAUCGCGCCCGGCGGCUACUACGCAAACUACUGUCGCGGCGACUGCGGCGGUGUGCACAGGACACCGGACACGUACCUCAACUUCUACACUCAGGCCAUCGAGGACUACCGGAAGGCCAAACACUCGUCCAUAUUCCAGCCGUGCUGCGCGCCCGUCAAGUUCUCGUCCAUGUCGCUCAUCUACUUCACCGACGACGGUAACAUCAUCAAGCGGGACCUGCCCAAAAUGGUCAUCGACGAGUGCGGUUGUCCUUAA
Molecule: messenger RNA, 1653 nt
Organism: Macrosiphum euphorbiae (potato aphid)
Lineage: Eukaryota; Metazoa; Arthropoda; Insecta; Hemiptera; Aphididae
Source: the annotation of a GenBank genome assembly